AUGACCUCGACCUUGCCGCCGCUCGCACAAGCGACUUCUGGGUCCCUCGGCGCCGUCGUCUCGAACGCCCUCAUCUUCCCGCUCGACACCCUCACGACCCGCCUCCAGACGUCGAACAAGGGCAGCCGUCGCCCGGCCAAGGGCGGGUACAGCUCGAUCUCGGCCGCGCUCAAGACGAUCUACCGCACCGAGGGGCUCGCCGCCUUCUACUCUGGCCUCGGGCCCGACUCGCUGUCGACGCUCCUGUCGCAGUUCCUCUACUUCCUGUUCUACUCGGCACUGCGCGAUCGGUUCCAGGCCCGCAAGGCGCUCAAGACGUCGUCGACGCCGGGCAGCAAGGGCAAGAGCGCCAAGCCGCCCGUCCUCAGCGCCGUCGAGGAGCUCGCGAUCGGGUGCCUCGCCGGUGUCGUCGCCAAAGGCGCCGUGUCGCCAUUGUCGAUGAUCACGGUGCGGGCGCAGACGUCGAGCGAGCGGAGGCAGGACGUCGUCGGGGGCAAGGAGGGCGACAAGCGGCCGGUCGAGGACUCGGACAGCGACGACGACGAGGGAGGGUUCGGCAAGGCGCCGAGUGCGCUCGCGCUCGCCAAGGAGAUCUACAACGAGUCGGGCAUCGCGGGCUUCUGGAGCGGUUUCUCGAGCACGGUCAUCCUCACGAUCAACCCGGCCAUCACCUUCUACGCAUUUGCGACCCUCAAGCGUGCCCUGAUCCCGGCCAAGCACCGCGAGCACCCGACGCCGACUCAGACCUUCAUCUGCGGCGCGCUCGCAUCCGCCGUCGCGUCGGGCGUCACGUACCCGCUCAUCCUCGCCAAGACGCGGCUCCAAUUCAAGAGCCCGACGGGCCGGGCGCUGUACCGGUCGCAGGUCGACGUGUUCCGCAAGACGGUGAGGAAGCAGGGGCUCAAGGGCCUGUACCAGGGCGUCGAGUCUCAGCUCCUCAAGGGCUUCCUGUCCGAGGGAGUCAAGCUCGUCGUCAAGGACCGCAUCGAGCUCCUCAUCGUCCUCGCGCACCGCCUCCUCGUCGCUCGCGGCAAGGUUCCCGCCAACUCGUCCAUGUAG
Molecule: messenger RNA, 1059 nt
Organism: Rhodotorula graminis WP1
Lineage: Eukaryota; Fungi; Basidiomycota; Microbotryomycetes; Sporidiobolales; Sporidiobolaceae
Exons: 3
Coding region: 1-1059 (352 amino acids)
Source: RefSeq, a predicted model, not a curated record